AUGAAGGAAAUCAUGGCCCAAAAAGAGAAGCUUCAAUGCCUGAAGGACUUCCACAAGGACACGCUGAAACCCUCGCCGGGGAAGAGCCCCGGCACCAGGCCCGAAGACGAGGCGGAAGGCAAGGCGCCGCAGAGGGAGAAGUGGGCCAGCAAGCUGGACUUUGUCUUGUCCGUCGCCGGAGGCUUCGUGGGACUCGGAAACGUCUGGCGUUUCCCUUACCUUUGUUACAAGAACGGCGGAGGUGCCUUCCUCAUCCCUUACUUCAUCUUCCUGAUUGGGGGAGGCCUGCCGGUCUUCUUCCUGGAAGUGGCGCUGGGCCAGUACACCUCAGAAGGAGGCAUCACCUGCUGGGCCAAACUCUGCCCCAUCUUCACGGGCAUCGGCUACGCCUCGAUCGUGAUCGUCUCCCUGCUGAACAUCUACUACAUCGUGAUCUUGGCCUGGGGCCUCUACUACCUGUUUCAGUGCUUUCAGGCCGAGCUCCCCUGGGCCAAAUGCAAACAGCCCUGGAACACGGAACAGUGCGUGGAGGACACCGUUCGAAAGAACAAGUCCCUUUGGCUGCUGGCCAACGGCACCAACUUUACUUCCCCCGUGACGGAGUUCUGGGAGCGCAACGUCCUGAGCAUCUCGUCCGGGAUCGAAGACAUCGGACCCCUCAAGUGGGAUCUGGCCCUCUGUCUCUUAGCGGUGUGGGUUAUCUGCUUCUUCUGCAUCUGGAAAGGAGUCAAGUCCACUGGAAAAGUCGUGUACAUCACCGCGACGUUCCCGUUUGUGAUGCUGAUUGUGCUGCUCGUACGAGGAGUCACCCUGCCGGGGGCGGCGGAGGGCAUCAAAUUCUACCUUUACCCUGAUUUGACGCGCCUGCGGGACCCAGAGGUGUGGAUUGACGCGGGGACCCAGAUUUUCUUCUCCUACGCCAUUUGCUUGGGUGCCAUGACGUCCUUGGGCAGCUACAACAAGUACAAGUACAACUGCUACAGGGACUGUUUGCUGCUGGGAGUCCUCAACAGCGGUACCAGCUUUGUGUCGGGCUUCGCAAUAUUUUCCGUCCUGGGCUUCAUGGCGCAAGAACAAGGGGUGGACAUUGCCGAUGUGGCAGAGUCAGGUCCCGGCUUGGCCUUCAUCGCUUACCCGAAAGCGGUGUCCAUGAUGCCGCUGCCAACUUUCUGGGCCAUCCUCUUCUUCAUCAUGCUGCUGCUCCUCGGUCUGGACAGCCAGUUUGUGGAAGUGGAAGGCCAGAUCACGUCCAUCGUGGAUCUGUACCCGGCCCUCCUCAGGAAGGGGUACCGGCGAGAGAUCUUCAUCGCCAUCAUGUGUUUCCUCAGCUAUCUCCUGGGACUUGCCAUGGUGACCAAGGGCGGCAUGUACGUCUUUCAACUCUUCGACUACUAUGCGGCCAGCGGCGUGUGCCUGUUGUGGGUUGCGUUUUUCGAAUGCAUCGCUGUCGCCUGGGUUUACGGAGUUGAUAAUUUCUACGAUGGAGUUGAGGAUAUGAUUGGCUACAGACCGAACCCGUGGAUGAAAUGGAGCUGGACCAUCAUCACGCCGGUCCUCUGCAUGGGCUGUUUUGUCUUCUCGCUGGUCAAGUACAAGCCUUUGACCUACAACAAAGUGUACGAAUACCCCGACUGGGCCAUCGGCCUGGGCUGGUGCUUGGCCUUGGCCUCCAUGAUCUGCAUCCCCAUGGUGAUGGUCAUCAAGAUCUUGCAAUCCGAGGGACCCCUCAUUGAGCGGAUCAAAGCGGUGGCGGCCCCGGCGAAGUCGGGCGUGAGCUCCCGGCCCAAAGAGUACGCGGCGGCGGCGGCGAAAGGCAGCGAGCUGACGCAGCCCCUGGACCCCAACGGGAACAACGGCUCGGUCAAGGCCACCCACACCAUUGUCGAAACCACCAUGUGAGCGCUCUCUGUGAGAGGAAGACCAUCCGUGCGCUUUGCGUGUUCUUCUCCGAUUUGCUGACGUUGGUCGCUUUGCGUCCACCGGCGCAAUUCACCUUCCAGAUUUUGUGCUUUGAUAUCAAUGAGGAGAAUUAGCGAGCUAUCUAUCUAUCUAUCUAUCGAUCCAUCUUCUCUCUCUCAAUGUGAUUUUUGUACCAUAUCCACGUGGCUCAUGUUUCAACUGUUCCGGCUUGCAGUCGGCACUGACGCUAGAUUUGUACGUAGAACUUGUUUCAUGUUUACGACCUUUCUUCUUGUUGAUUCCGGAGAGAUGAGGAAUUGUUGCGGCCGAUAAAGAAGCAGGAAUGAAAUUCUCACUUCUCUUCAAUUCGGCCGACCGGAUGUAUCGUGAAGUCGGGCGGGCGGGCGGGCGGGCGUGGCGCCGACGCGCCAGACGACGGCGCCCGCCGCUUUCGUACUUGAGCUCAGUUGUCACGCUCACCCAAAUCGCAAGUGAUCUCGUCUGCCGGUGAGCUCGCGGUGCUUAGCGUAUAUGACGGACAAACGCAGACCAUGUACGACGCGGCGUUUUUUAGUGGAGGC
Hippocampus comes (tiger tail seahorse) is the source of this 2480-nucleotide messenger RNA. Its product is annotated as sodium- and chloride-dependent taurine transporter-like. Gene Ontology annotation, biological process: neurotransmitter transport; amino acid transport; sodium ion transmembrane transport. Gene Ontology annotation, molecular function: gamma-aminobutyric acid:sodium:chloride symporter activity; taurine:sodium symporter activity. The coding region runs from base 1 to 1899 and encodes 632 amino acids. The transcript has 14 exons. Lineage: Eukaryota; Metazoa; Chordata; Actinopteri; Syngnathiformes; Syngnathidae. The record is from RefSeq and is a predicted model, not a curated record. Gene Ontology annotation, cellular component: plasma membrane; cell projection.